AUGCCCGCAAAUAGCACAGACGACCUUGAUAUCGCCAAGACAUUGGCAGAUAUUGCAAAGGGGGAGACCACGGCGUCAGCCCUGGAGGCCCAUCUCAACGCCCUGGAGGGCAAAGUUGACGAGCUACUCGCGAUAUUCGACAGUCAAUCUUCACCCCGAGAGGAUGUAAUAACCCGGAACCAAAAGCAGAACAAAGAGCGGGGAGUUGAGGUCAAGCCGGAGCGGAGACCUUGA
Messenger RNA from Penicillium cinerascens, 234 nucleotides. RefSeq lists its product as uncharacterized. Lineage: Eukaryota; Fungi; Ascomycota; Eurotiomycetes; Eurotiales; Aspergillaceae. The coding region runs from base 1 to 234 and encodes 77 amino acids. The record is from RefSeq and is a predicted model, not a curated record. The transcript has 3 exons.